Pseudo-nitzschia multistriata is the source of this 3179-nucleotide messenger RNA. The record is from the annotation of a GenBank genome assembly. NCBI's taxonomy places the organism in Eukaryota, Bacillariophyta, Bacillariophyceae, Bacillariales, Bacillariaceae.
CGUUGACGCGAAGAAAAUCAGGCAAAAGAUCCCUUCUUUUGGAUUGUCUUUUUGGUUGCAAUCUGUUGCGAAGCAUGGUAAGCAAACGGUAGAAAUCCAUGGCAUUGUUCCCUAAASUUGCAAAGGACAACGGCAGCAACAACAACUUUAGUGAGCACAUUGAGAAGAAGCCACACGAACAAGAACACRGCUCGACCAACACCGGCCCGAGAAUGAACUYAGAACGAAACGCGGGMGACYUCUGGUGGMGGGUCAUCACGGUGCUGGUGGUCGCGUCGAUCUCGAUCGUCUCGUGGUCGAAAUACAGCGAACGCGCGAGCACGAUCCRCCCCUUGCGCUUGGUGGAAGCAGAAGGAAACUCUCAGUGGGMCCCGCUGUUGUUGGUCGAAGAAMACGAGGGAGACACAGAGACUAUUGGCACCCACGACUAUCUCCUCGAUAGCUACGCAAAACGACAGUCGCUGCACAGUCCGCCGACCCAAUCGUUUCUCGCAACACACGAACAAGGCAGUUCUGCGGGCUUCGCUACCGCAASGACAAACGACCCUUCCGGCUCGGUUCGAAAAUACGCAGCCUCCCAUUCUUUUUUGCUGCCACAGCCCGGGGAUGAUCCGGAAGCACCAAAAGCAACGACUCCGAAACGCGUCCUGAACAUCCACGUUGUUCCGCACACACACGACGACGUCGGCUGGCUCAAGACCGUCGAYCAGUUAUACAACGGCUGGAACAACACCAUACAGAAGGCAAGCGUCCGCGAAAUCAUCUCGUCGGUAGUCGAGGCCCUCACGGAGAAUCCAUCCCGUACCUUUUGCUACGUGGAAAUCAAGUUUUUUUCCAUGUGGUGGGCGGAACAGACCGAGCAGAUGAGGGAGACAGUAAUGCGGCUCGUGAAGGAAACAAAGCAGCUGACCUUUGUCAACGGRGGAUGGUGCAUGCACGACGAGGGAUCGACCCAUUACACAGGUACGUGAAAUACUAGAGUGCAGCAGCGCCGCAUCGGCAUCGUCUGGAUUUGUUUCGCAAUUUAUUGAUAGAAGUGUUGUAUUUAAUCUUAUGAAUGCUUUCUUUUCCCCUCUCUUUUUUGCUGGCGGAUGCGUCCAAUCGAAAAGGCAUGAUCGAUCAAACGACGCUCGGGCACGACUUUCUCAAAAGAACCUUCGGCUAUGUUCCCACCGUUGGCUGGCAGCUCGAUCCCUUUGGCCACUCCUCGACCCAGGCCUCGCUCAUGACCUACAAGACGGGCUUUGAUGCCAUCUACUUUGGCCGCAUCGACUACCAGGACCGGGAAAAGCGACACGCCACAAAAAAUUGCGAGGGGUUGUGGAAUACUUACACAAACAGAGAUGGUGACGACGACGAGGGCGGAGUCUUUUGGGGACUAACAGGAUCCUACACGGGCAAUUACCAAGCACCAGGUGGCUAUUGCUUGGAUGUCAACUGCGGACCCGGCCAGAAAUCGUUCAUUGACAAGAACCGAAAGGAAAUUAUCGCUAUGGUGGAGGACUUUUUGCUCGCUGUCCGGCAGCAGAGCGAUCGGACCAAGGGAGAUCAUGUGAUGCUGACAAUGGGUAGCGACUUUCAGUACCAGAGGGCGGCCGUCAAUUUUGCCAACCUCGAUUUAAUCAUCGGGACGGUAACGAACCUCCAAAAGGAUGGGACGAUCGAUAUUCCGGAGAUGUUCGGACCUGAGUACGAUGCGAUCCACAUGUUUUAUUCCUCGCCCGAGUAUUAUACAAAGUGCAAGCACGAAGAAGUCAAACAAGCACGAACAAACACACAUGCUACCGAUAACGAGGGAUCCCCGCCAUCCUCCAUCGUCUCCCGAGACCACCGCGUCCUCCGAACACCAAAGAAAGAUCCUGUUUCUUCUUCUGCGUCGGGUGUUGAAUGGGCCACCAAACGGGACGACUUUUUCCCGUACAGCGACUGCCCGAACUGCUUUUGGACGGGGUAUUUCACCUCUCGACCGUCUCUGAAGCGCUUCGAACGAGCUACUGCUGCGCUUCUUUUGGGAGCACGCCAGGUUAUUUCCACUUCCGUGGCAAACAGCAGAACCAUGAAAUCACAACCUGAAUCAUCUUGCGGUUCUUGUGAAGACGAGCUGCUCCAGCUCGAAGAUGCCGUUGGUGUCAUGCAACACCACGACGCGGUUUCGGGAACCUCGAAGCAGCACGUGGCGUACGACUACGCUAAGAUAUUGCAGGGUGGGAUCAAUGCACUCCUUCCCUGCUUAAUCCGGAAGCUGAAGCAUCUCUUGCUCGGGGAUGACUCUGAAAUGUAUCUGACCGACCUGACCUACUGCCAGCUCCUGAACGAAACUGUCUGCGAGCCAUCCGUGACCGCAACCAGUGGCAUCGCGGGCGAUGGCAACGAUGUUGGCAGCAACGGAGGAGAUCUUUAUGCGGUAGUAUACAACAGCUUGGCAUCGAAUCGAUCUGCGUUGAUCGAUCUGCCAGUCGGAACUCCCGGAAGGUACCUCGUGGAGGACGUGGCGGAAGGAAAUGCCGAAACGAUGGAAGCUCUGCCCAACUACUUUCGGCCCCCCGAACGGUUGGCGAAAAGCAGUGGUCCUUUUGUGCUAUCAUUUACGGCGGACUCGCUUCCAGCGGUUGGUGCCAAAGUAUUCCGGAUUCGAAAGCACUCGGAUGCGAUUAUCGAGAAACUGAACCAGGAGGGGGCACUUGAUGGUGGCAAUAAUGCCGAAAAUACUGGUGAUGUGGUAUCAACUCCUUCUAUGGCUGAUCCCGAAAACACAGACAGCGAUGGGUUGAUGGAGAUUUCGAAUGGCCGAUUUUCGGUGGCAGUCGAUACGGAUACUGGAGCCAUUCGUCGUAUAGGGACCCAGCAUGUCGAGAAUCUGAGCUCGUGGGGGUAUUAUAUCUCCUUCGAUAGGGAGAAAGAUACCGUCCGGCCCGACGCGGACGAAAAUUCCGGAGCCUACAUCUUUCGACCGAGCACCCCGAAUCAAAAGCUUCGCACAGUUUCACCGACCAAUGCCACCAUCGUUCACACCUUGAUGGGAACAGAAAUUCGCACCAGAUACGAAGAGUCGUGGAUUUCCACUAAAACGCGCAUUCGCAAAGACCUUCCAUACGUUGAAAUCGAAUACCAAGUUGGACCCAUCCCAAUUGGCGAUGGCAGGGGGAAGGAAGUGGUGACGAGAUACAACACUAUGGUAA